Brassica rapa (field mustard) is the source of this 2769-nucleotide messenger RNA. RefSeq names its product receptor protein-tyrosine kinase CEPR2. The record is from RefSeq and is a predicted model, not a curated record. Gene Ontology annotation, molecular function: protein binding. Lineage: Eukaryota; Viridiplantae; Streptophyta; Magnoliopsida; Brassicales; Brassicaceae.
AUACAUCUUAACUGUAUGUUGUAAAUUAUAUGUAUAUACAUUGACAUAAUGGUCAACUUUCAUUUUUACACUGAUGAACUUUCAGUGAUGUAAAUCUUUUUAUCACUAUGAUCAGACAUGUCUCAAAGGUAAAAAAUAAAAUCACAGAUAAAACUUUUUUAAUCAAAAAUCACAGAUAAGCUUCUAAGCGAAAGUAGGAGUUUGUUUUCAGGUAUAAUUUUUGUUGAUUCAAUUUCACUAGCUAAAUCGAUAUUUGUUUAGAAAUUAAUUAGUUAGUUAAUAUUAGCCAAAACUAUAGUACCUAAUAUUACAAAUAAUUAUGGGAGAACUUCAAUUUUACCAUAAAUUUGAUAUCAGUUUUCAAAUUUAUAUUUAAAAGAUAAAUAUUUUCAUAAGUAUCUUAAUUUGUAAUGAAAAAUAUUAAACUAACUUUUCUGAAUAUUUAUAGAUGUUUAUAAAAUCAAAUCCACCCUUAAAUAUUAAAUUCUAAACAAUCAUCAUUGAACCAUGAAUCCAAAUAUUUGGAUGCUUGGAUGUCAAUUUGACCUAAAUUAGAUAUUUUUGGUCUUACACUCUAAGUUACAAACAUCCUAGAUUGUUUAUCGAUAAGUAAUAUUUUUUUCUUGGCCAACAAAGACUUUAAUGCGUUACUAUUAUAGGUGGUAUUAUUAGAACUUUGUUAGAAUUUUAAUGUGUUAUUAGAAUAUUGAUAGGUGAUAUUAUUAAUGUGUUACUAUUAUAUAUGCUAGUUUAGUUGAGUAACCAAUUUUCAAAGUAAUAGCUAGUUGAGCAAUAACAUGGAAAAGUUGAAAGAAGUUUUAAUCUAGUACACGGAUUGAAUCGAUGUGUUAUAUAAUUUCAUGUCAAACAAAUUUAACCAAAAUCAAAUCUAAUAUAAGUGAAAAUCGGUAUAUUGGUGAUUAUUUUAUAAACCGAAAUAUUUUUUUGUGCAACAAACCAAAAUCUCAAAACCAAAAUCUAAUAUAUAUAUAUAUAUAUAUAUAUAUAUGUAUAUAUGUAUAUAUAUAUAUAUUAAAAUUUCCGUUUAUUAAAAUUAAAAUUUCUGUUUAUUAAUAUUCUUAUAUAUUAAACUUUCCGUUUAUUGACGGUCAGGAUUAGAUUUCUCAAGACCAAAAUCUCUUCCGUCCAUCUUCAAAUUUACCACCUGAGGAGAUUUGAAUGAAUAAAGGGACCACAACGGCCAAUUUCACCGACAAGAGUAAUAAAUUAACUAACACAUUUUUGUACAAGAAUCCAUAACGUUAACAUUCACUCACUAUCACACACACUCAAUGUGUUUCAUUAUUACUGUCUCUCUCUCUUUACAAAAAACCCUCACCAAACUAAAACUGACAAAGAGAGAAGAUACUGAAAAAACAUCAAAACAUGAGCUACAACAUUUUCUUCAUCCUUAUGCUCACUCUCGUCCACUCCACUUUCUCUUCACUAUCUCCACCAGACCGAGCCGCGCUCGAAUCCAUCAGAGACUCUUUAACCGAUAUGCCAGGCUCAUCCUUCUUCUCAACUUGGGACUUCACAACCCCUGACCCUUGUUCCACCUUCUCAGGUCUCGCUUGCACUUCUCUCGGCCGUGUCACCACCUUAUCUCUCGGCCCUAACCUCUCCGGUUCACUCUCUCCUUCUAUCUCCAACCUAACCCAUUUAACCCAACUCGUUCUCUACCCCGGUUCAGUCACCGGUCCUCUCCCUCCUCGGUUCGAUUCCCUCCCUCUCCUUCGAGUCAUUUCCUUAACCAGAAACCGCUUAACCGGUCCUAUACCCAAUUCUUUCUCAUCUCUUUCAUACCUCCACACUCUUGACCUUAGCUAUAACCAACUCUCAGGCUCUAUCCCUCAUUUCCUCACUACACUUCCACGACUCAAAGUCCUUGUCUUAGCCUCGAACCAGUUCUCCAACAACCUUAAACCUGUCUCUAGCUCCUUGUUCCAUUUAGACCUAAAAAUGAACCAAAUCUCCGGCCAACUCCCACCGGCUUUCCCCACCACUCUCCGGUACUUAUCUCUCUCCUCAAACUCAAUGCAAGGCACAAUCAACGCCUUGGCGCCAUUAACAGAGCUAACAUACAUCGAUCUCAGCAUAAACCAAUUCACCGGAGCCAUCCCUAACUCACUCUUUGGUCCAACAACCUCAUCAAUGUUCUUACAACGAAACAACUUCACUUCAAUCUCCAACGCCACCGCCAUUUCAUUACCUCAAGGCUCCACCGUUGAUAUGAGCCAUAACUCUAUCUCUGGAGAGUUACCUCCUUCGCUCGCCGGAGCAGAGUCUCUGUUCUUGAACAAUAACCGUUUCGCAGGAGAUAUUCCAGAGGAAUACGUCAGAAGCUUAACCAACGGUACGACGAAAACGCUCUUCUUGCAACAUAACUACUUGACGAGAUUCCCUUGGAACUCUGGUUCUCAACUACAGGACUCUGUUUCGCUCUGUUUGUCAUAUAACUGCAUGGAGACGGAUCCAGUCGUCGGUUUGUCCACGUGUCCGGUAGAAGUUGCACCUCUGCUCUCAAGGCCUGCUAUACAAUGUUCUCGCUUUUACAAUCACAGCUCCACUGGUUGAAGUUUUGUUUUUUUCUAAAAAAAUGACAAAUUUUAUUUUAUCUACAGAAGAUAAUAUUUUUUUACAAGAAAUUCAACCGUUAUGUCUGGUAGUGUUUUCUUGAAAAAAUCACAAGUUUUUAAAAGAUCUGUGAAAGAGUGGUCCUCACAUGUAAAAAAUAGACUAUAGUUUUUAUGGAAUAUAAAAUUUAUA